CAUCCCUCUUAUCCACUCUUGCCCCCCUUCAACACACUUCUCUCAUCCACAUCAGUCGUGGACGAGAGCGUGAAAACAGCCCACUUCCGUCGUCAUGAAUCCGCUCCUCGCGGCGGCGAACGCGGCUGCCAACGCCGACGAUGACAAGCUCUCGGAUUAUGUCCCGGACAGCCGCGACCUUUCCAUGUCGCGAGCAGCCUCGACGAAUGGCUCCGACAAGACGCCCCAGCACCACAUCAACACUGGCCCUCAAACGCCGGAGGACGAGGAGGAGCUCGAUGACGAUGAGGGCGAUGACGAUGAGCUCGAUGAGGAGGCCCUGCUCGGUGGCGACUCGAGCCAAAUGACUCCUUCGGCCAAGAAGCGUGCCGACGCGUCCAAGGCUAGGAAGGAUGCCACAGCCGAGCGAAAGGCGCAGAUCAACCAGAUUGGCCAGAAGAGGAGCGAACUUGAGAAGAACAAGCUCGCCGACUCGAUGAAGCGUUUCAACUACCUUCUGGGCCAGACCGAGCUCUUCCAGCACUUUGUUGACCUCAAGAGGCAACGAGAGCCCGAAUUUGCGGCCAUGUUGGACGAGCAACUUGCCCAGACUGCGAGCAAGGGCAAGAAGAAGGCGGCCGACAACCGACACCGCAAGUCGGAGAAGGAGGAGGACGAGGAGCUCCUCAAGGACGAGGACGGCGAUGACGAGGCCUUCGUCUUUGAAGAGAGCCCAGCGUAUGUCAAGGGCGGCAAGAUGCGCGACUAUCAAGUGCAAGGACUCAACUGGAUGGCAUCGCUUCACCACAAUGGCAUCAACGGUAUUCUCGCCGAUGAGAUGGGUCUCGGUAAGACUCUGCAGACAAUCUCGUUCCUCGGCUACCUCAAGUUCCACCGUGGUAUCAGCGGCCCCCAUCUUAUUGUUGUUCCCAAGUCGACUCUUGACAACUGGUCGCGUGAAGUUAACAAAUGGGUGCCCGGUUUCCGCACCCUGGUUCUCCAGGGCACCAAGGAAGAGCGUCUUGAUCUCAUCAACAACCGCAUCCUCACGCAGCAGUUCGAUGUCCUCAUUACAUCGUACGAAAUCUGCUUGCGUGAAAAGUCCACCCUGAGGAAGUUUAGCUGGGAAUACAUCAUCAUCGAUGAGGCACACCGUAUCAAGAACGUCGACUCGCUCCUCAGCCAGAUCAUUCGCACCUUUGCUUCGCGUGGUCGUCUUCUCAUCACCGGUACUCCUCUGCAGAACAACCUGCAGGAGCUUUGGGCCCUCCUCAACUUCAUUCUCCCAGACGUCUUCUCGUCUAGCGAGGACUUUGACGAGUGGUUCAAGUCGAAGGGCGACGAUGAGCCUGACGCCAUUGUCAAGCAGCUCCACAAGGUGCUCCGCCCCUUCUUGCUUCGUCGUGUCAAGGCCGAUGUCGAGCAUUCGCUUCUCCCCAAGAAGGAGAUCAACCUCUACGUCGGCAUGACCGACAUGCAGCGCAAGUGGUACCGCAUGCUCCUCGAGAAGGACAUUGACGCGGUGAACGGUGCCUCAGGCAAGAAGGAGGGCAAGACAAGGUUGCUCAACAUUGUCAUGCAGCUGAGGAAGUGUUGCAACCACCCUUACCUGUUCGACGGUGCCGAGCCUGGACCUCCAUACACUACCGAUGAGCACCUCAUCGACAAUGCCGGCAAGAUGGUCAUUCUUGACAAGCUCCUCAAGUCGAUGAAGGCCAAGGGCUCCCGUGUCCUCAUCUUCUCGCAGAUGAGUCGUGUGCUGGACAUUCUCGAGGACUACUGCCAGUUCCGAGAGUUCAAGUACUGCCGUAUCGACGGCAACACGCCCCACGACGAGCGUAUCAACGCCAUCGACGACUACAACGCUCCUGACAGCGAAAAGUUCAUCUUCCUCCUCACCACUCGUGCUGGUGGUCUUGGUAUCAACCUUGUUACUGCCGACAUUGUUGUUCUCUUCGACAGUGACUGGAACCCCCAGGCGGAUUUACAAGCCAUGGACCGUGCCCACCGUAUUGGUCAGACCAAGCAGGUCUACGUGUUCCGCUUCAUCACCCAGGAUGCCGUGGAGGAGCGUAUUCUCGAGCGAGCUACGCAAAAGCUUAAGCUGGACCAGCUGGUUAUUCAGGAAGGCCGUGCUCAGCAGGGCCAGAAGCUUGGAUCCAACAAGGAUGAGCUGCUUGAUAUGAUCCAGCACGGAGCUGAGAAGAUCAUCAACUCGUCUAUCAGCAUGAUGGUUGACGAGGAUAUCGACGAGAUUAUCAAGAACGGAGAGGACAGGACCAAGGAGCUCAACAGCAAGUAUGCUGGUCUGGACCUCGACGCCCUCAACAGCUUCAAGUCGGAGAGUCUCAUCAACACCUGGGAAGGCGAGGACUUUGCGGCCAAGCGUAACAAGCUCAUUUGGAUUGAGCCCGCAAAGCGCGAGCGCAAGGGCAACUACUCGAUCGACCAGUACUACCGCGACAACAUGAAGAUGUCGGCUCCCAAGUCUGACAAGCCCAAGGCGCCCCGUCCUCCCAAGCAGAUUCACAUCAACGACUUCCAAUUCUUCCCUCCUAGACUUGUCGAGUUGCAGAACCGCGAGUACGACCACCACCUCAAGUCACAGAACUACGUUGUCCCUGCCCGUGAGCCCGAGGAGGGCGAGACGGCCGAGGACGUUGAUGCCGAGCGCGCCGAGGAGCAGGAGCGUAUCAACAACGCCGAGCCUCUCACGGAGGAGGAGAACCUUGAGAAGGAAUCCCUCGUCUCCGAUGGAUUCUCUGAGUGGCAGCGUCGCCACUUUGUCAGCUUCAUCAAGGGUCUCGAGAGGUACGGCCGCGAUGCGCUGGACAAGGUCGCCUUGGAAGUCCAGGACAAGACCGAGGAGGAGGUCCGCGAAUACUCCAAGGUCUUCUUUGAGCGCUACACGGAACUCAAGGACGCCGAAAAGUACAUGGACCGCAUCAAGGCCGGCGAGGAGAAGCUGCGCGAGCAGCACGAGAGGAUCAACGCCCUUCACAAGAAGGUCAAAUCCUAUCAGUACCCCAUGCAGGAGCUCAAGCUCCAGUACGGCCAGAACAAGGGCAAGUCGUACUCUGACGAGGAGGACCGCUUCCUGCUUGUGCGCAUGCACCACCACGGCAUCGACCGCGACGACUGCUACGAGCUCAUCAAGCGCGACGUUGGCGAGUGGCCCCUGUUCCGCUUUGACUGGUUCUUCAAGUCUCGCACGCCAGAAGAGCUCCGUCGCCGUGGCGCUACGCUGCUGCUGUGCAUCAUGAAGGACUUCAAGGACGAGGAGGACAAGAAGCCGGCCAAGGGUGGCAAGAAGCGCGCGUUUGACGACCUCAAGUCGUCUGGCGGUGCUUCGCGUGACACGACACCUGGCGCGACUUCGGCCAAGUCCAAGAAGGCCAAAAAGUAGAGUAGAGUGUAUUGUUUCCUCCUAGCUAGCUGUACUGUGUGGGACACGACCAAGUCCCCCGUGUAUACCCCUCCCAUUCCACAUGCAACGAUUGUGCGGCCAACA
This is a messenger RNA of Vanrija pseudolonga, 3490 nucleotides long. RefSeq names its product ISWI chromatin-remodeling complex ATPase ISW2 (gene ISW2). The record is from RefSeq and is a predicted model, not a curated record. The coding region runs from base 95 to 3385 and encodes 1096 amino acids. Gene Ontology annotation, molecular function: ATP-dependent chromatin remodeler activity; DNA binding; histone binding. Gene Ontology annotation, biological process: regulation of transcription by RNA polymerase II; nucleosome organization. The transcript has 12 exons. Gene Ontology annotation, cellular component: chromatin; nucleus. NCBI's taxonomy places the organism in Eukaryota, Fungi, Basidiomycota, Tremellomycetes, Trichosporonales, Trichosporonaceae.